AUGGAGUCAAUCUUUUCUUGGAGCGAGGCUUCGCCGCGAGUCUCAUCGCCAUGGUCGACGCCGCGCGCAGUGACGCCGAGGCAGGCGCCAGCCGCCUUAGAGCCUGAGCCUCAAGAGGGUCCGGUUGAGUACAAGCUGCACCUCCUAUUGCGUCCGCGGAGAACCUUCUCGAGAGUCAGCCGAAGCACCCACGUUUCAGGAUCCUAUCGGCAGAAGUUGGGACCGCCUGCUCGCACUCUUCGUAGCGACUCUGAGCCACUGCUCCCGAGUACACCGCCGCUGGCCGCCUCAAACCUACCGCGCCAGGACCGCUUCGAACAUCUCACAACCCAGUUACUGUGGCGGCUGCGAGAGUCUUCACCGAUUCAUCAAGCAGGUUCUACCAAGUUGAUCAUCCCGCAACUCCCGGAAAUGACAGAGCAAUUGAAUGCGCCUACUGUGGUAGGCGAGUUGUUCCCUGGCCUAGAGGAGAGUAAAGGCGCCCUCUAUGAGAUCGGUGUUUCUGACGAUGGAAAUCUUGUGGGCCUUGCGGGCGACGAAAUGGACGAGUCGCUCAACAAUCUUCGAGUGAUGGCCGCAAGCCUAGGCUGUACUGUGGACCUCCUCCGAAUGGAAUCCAUUGGUGAUUGCGAGUGGCUCGACCCGCUCGACACCGCCGAUCCGGAAGGUCAACCACGGAAGGACAAGCUGUGGGUUGCAGAGGCGUACAUCAAACCCCACGGACAUUGGCACCCUCCAAGCCCCUUGACAGCGGCUCAGAAACUUGACGCAGCAGUCUGCGCUCUCGAUGGAGGCGAGUCCCGUCAGUCGACUGAGCAACUUCGAGUAUCGUUGACUGGACAAACCGGAUCCGGGAAGUCUUCCCUGCUUGGCAGCCUGUCGACUGCAACGCUUGACAACGGCAAAGGGAAGAGCAGGCUCAGCUUACUCAAACACAUGCACGAGCAGGUUUCCGGUAUGACCAGUUCAGUGACCCAGGAGCUGAUCGGCUAUCGCAGUCUUGCAACCAGCGAUGGCCAGAUAGAAGAAGUUGAAGUUAUCAACUAUGCUUCCCACAACGUAUCCUCUUGGGAGGGUAUACACACUUCGGCUCACUCAGGACGUCUUGCAUUCUUGUCCGACUCUGCAGGUCAUUUACGCUAUCGCCGCACAACUGUCCGAGGACUUAUAGGCUGGGCGCCGCAUUGGACAUUGCUGUGUGUUCCUGCAGACGGAAGUGACCCUGGGCCAAGUAAGUCGAGCGACAGUCCCUCUUCGACGGCGUCAAUCGGGGGCGGAACUGCAGACGGUGACUUGUCUGGAGCUCACCUCAAUCUUUGUCUGAACCUGAACCUGCCUCUAGUCAUAGUCAUCACCAAGUUGGAUCUUGCUUCUAAAGUUGGCUUGCGACGGACGUUGUCCAGCUUACUGUCGACGCUGAAAGCUGCCGGAAAGAAACCUGUCAUUCUAUCUGACACGAGCUCCACAGUAUCAGAGUCUGAUCUAGGAGUCAUCUCCGCAUCUGACUUGAGAGACGCAACGACUGCUUGUGGAUCUCUAUCAGACGAUUUGCUUGGCACAGUCCCGAUCAUUUUGACUAGUGCCGUGAAGGGUACUGGCAUUGGCAAACUACAUGCUGUCCUCCACGAGCUACCUAUACCACCGCCACCGGUUGCGCCUCUGGAUAAUUUGACCGAGACAGAGAAACCACCGGCUGUCUUGUUUCACAUUGAGGACGUAUAUAUCAAACAGCACGUCUCCUCCCCGUCACAAGACGCUGGAAGCCACAGCUGCAUCAUAAGCGGCCACGUGCGGUACGGAACUCUUCAUGUUGGAGACGAAUUAGUUCUUGGGCCAUUCUACACCGAAAGCAACGAUACGGGCGGUAUCCGCGGUGAUAGCCAGAGGCAUCUUCGGCCUGCUGAACUCAUGACAUCCGCUUCCUUUCCCGGGGCACUACACAAGCAGAGCCACCUGACGCUCCCGCAUACGGGUGGCUCGAGGAAUGGUCAGACUGACCGCGACUAUCGUAGUGUUCGUAUCAUCAGCAUACGUAACCUCCGCCUUCCUGUCCGAAGUUUGCAAGCCGGCCAGGUGGGCACUGUUGGUCUUCAGCCGCUCGGAUGGUCCAUCGAAACGCCUUCUAUUGGACGGGCAAGGAAGGGUAUGGUCCUUGCCGGCCCUGCUUCAACCGUGCCAAAAGCGAAGUUGGAGUUCGUAGCGAGGUUUGAGGGUCUCGCAGCGCAAAGCAUGAGAGCGAUCAGCAUUGGCUCCGCUGUGGUGUGUUACACGGCGAGCGUACGAGCAGGAGCAAAGGUUGUUGGUGUAGCCAUCGAUGAGGACAGUAAUGAUAGAAAUCCACACGAUAGGAGAGACGAGCAGGCACAAAAACGAACCCCCACAGACCCGGACGCAGACGGCAGCUGCGGCUUCGGCUUCGAAGACGACGCAAGUGACGCCAGCGGCAGCACAGCCAGCGAAGUCGACAGCGGCGACGAAGACAUCCUGGUGACGUUUCGCUUCAUUGGGUCAAAGGAGUUUAUUGAGACUGGUGCGCAGGUGCUUGUUAUGCCGGGCGGUGGGCCAGGUUUGCACGGCGGCAACAGUGCACGAGGCGUUAAGGGUGUUGCGGCUUUAGACGGGUUUGUGGGGAAGAUUGUUGCGAGGGUGGAGGGGUUGAGGUGUUAG
This is a messenger RNA of Coniosporium apollinis CBS 100218, 2667 nucleotides long. RefSeq lists its product as uncharacterized. The record is from RefSeq and is a predicted model, not a curated record. The coding region runs from base 1 to 2667 and encodes 888 amino acids. Gene Ontology annotation, molecular function: translation elongation factor activity; GTP binding; GTPase activity. NCBI's taxonomy places the organism in Eukaryota, Fungi, Ascomycota, Dothideomycetes. The transcript is spliced from 2 exons. Gene Ontology annotation, biological process: translational elongation.